AUGAGGUAUGUGUGCACUGUCCCCUCUCUUCUCUUCUCUCCUCUCCUCUCUUCUUUUCCCCCCGAGAUCCACGCCAGUCCCUGUCUCCAGAAUCCGAACCCCGGUCUGGACACAGCGCAAAUGGCUGCCGCGAUUGAGAGUCAGCAGGCUGUUCCUCUGCCACCCGAUGGCCAUGACGGUUCAUCACCAUCCACCACCACUCGCAUCGUACCCAUUCCGACUCCGACCAUCCAAACAUCUGCCCCCUCGCCGGGAGAUCCCAUGGAGAUCACGACGCCUACCACCGCCGGCGGUCGAUCGCCCCCCCAUUCGCAAAACGGCACCAGCAUCAACGGUGGAAGCAAUAACAAUAGCAAUGGCAACGGCAGCGGCACCCCAGAAUCGAGCGCGAAGAACACGUCGCCGGGCGCAUCUCAACCUGCUGGCCACAUGAGCUCCAUGCCAGCCCCGCCGGCUGCUGCGGCGGCGGCUGUGCACCAGCCUAAGAUUGUGCAGACGGCCUUCAUCCACAAGCUUUACAACAUGCUGGAAGACCCAAGUAUACAGCACUUGAUAUCUUGGUCACCCACGGCCGAGAGCUUCGUCAUGUCUCCGUCGCCCGAUUUCUCUAAAGUUCUUGCGCAAUACUUCAAACACACCAACAUCUCCUCUUUUGUGCGACAGUUGAACAUGUAUGGCUUCCAUAAAGGCAAUCCGGAUAUGGCACUCUGGGAGUUUAAGCACGGCAACGGGAACUUCAAGAGAGGUGACCUCGUGGGGCUACGAGAGAUCAAGCGCCGGGCGUCGCGUCACGCGCUCGUCCACCGCGACUAUCCGAACACCAAGCCCAGCACUUCGCAGCCAGGUACACCUGCAGAGCCCAUGCCGCCGCCACCUCCAGAAAGUGCCGAGACGAGGGGAGGCAGUGUCGAGCACGCUUUGUACGAUCUGAGCAUGCGCCUUCAACGAAGCGAGGAGAGUGCGCACUUCAUGCACAUCAAGCACCAGGCUGUCAUGGAAACAAUGACACGAUUGCUGCAGUUCAAUCAGGAACUUUCAAGAGCGGUUUUGGGUCUCGUUCCUGACCAGGGACAUCCCUCCGAGAUGCACCGUCAGGCAGACCUACUCCGGUCUGUCGACGAGCCUGAGCCGCCAUUCUCUGCAAGCCGUUCGUACUUUUCCAACAUUGAGAACGCUCCCGUCUCUCCACGACAGAUGCCCCAAGACGACCCUAGGAGGACCAACCUGACGGUACCCUCGGCACGAGCUCCAUCGGAUCAAACACUGCGCCGCAAUCACCUUCUCCGCUGCGAGGAGCACCGCCACCUCCCCCGCAACCCCACCCGCUCGCGCAGGUUGCGCAUUCGGAGAUUGAUCCGCCUCCGGGAGUCUUGCUCGUCGGCAUACCUCGGCAGACAUCCGGGCUCCCGGAUGGCAAGGCAAUCCUCCAUUUCCGUCAUCCGGACCGCCAUCGACACAUUGGCCCUCGUCACCAAACCGCAUCGCGCCAGAGGAUCAGCGCAUCCGGGACUCACUUUCAACGUACUCAUUGCAGUCCGCCUCCCAGCAUCAUCCGUCAUCGAGGCCGGCAACACCGCCGCCGCCUUCUAA
This is a messenger RNA of Verticillium alfalfae VaMs.102, 1590 nucleotides long. RefSeq names its product flocculation suppression protein. The record is from RefSeq and is a predicted model, not a curated record. NCBI's taxonomy places the organism in Eukaryota, Fungi, Ascomycota, Sordariomycetes, Glomerellales, Plectosphaerellaceae. The transcript has 7 exons. Bases 1 to 1590 code for a protein of 529 amino acids. Gene Ontology annotation, molecular function: DNA-binding transcription factor activity; sequence-specific DNA binding. Gene Ontology annotation, biological process: regulation of DNA-templated transcription.